Molecule: messenger RNA, 1343 nt
Organism: Hypoxylon trugodes
Lineage: Eukaryota; Fungi; Ascomycota; Sordariomycetes; Xylariales; Hypoxylaceae
Exons: 1
Coding region: 131-1126 (331 amino acids)
Biological process (GO): polyprenol catabolic process; dolichol-linked oligosaccharide biosynthetic process
Cellular component (GO): endoplasmic reticulum
Molecular function (GO): 3-oxo-5-alpha-steroid 4-dehydrogenase activity
Source: RefSeq, a predicted model, not a curated record
UAACCCAUAUUUGCAUCUAACCGACCAGACUAAAAACGUUCCCACGAAAACCAUCUCACCUUCACAUGUCUUUUCCCCAUCCUAUCCACGAAACCUCAAGACGGUGAGCUUAGUCUCCCUUACAUCCAGCAUGCUACUAUCGGAUCUGGCUUCGUAUGCCGCCCACGUAAGCCCAGCCGCAUACUGCCAACUCUUCUACGUCCUUGCUGCCGCCACCGUGCUCGCCAUCGCGGCAACUCCCGAGUCCAUACAAAGCUUGCUUACCGGGUACGGUGCCCGAAGCUUAAACGCAAAUGGCGAAGAAGGAAAGCAAGCUAGCAAUGGACCUCUCGUUAGAAUCAUUAGUUGGGUGACCUCCGUCGGCAAAGUUCCUCACUCCUGGUUCAUGCACUUCUACCUCCUCUCACUAUCAUGCUCUGCCUUCUGGAUGCUUCAAUUCCUAUACCAUGGAUCGGCCCUCGAGUUCAUCGUUAGGAAUCAGGCACCUAGCGAGAAGACGCCAAUGUCUAUCAAUCAGGUCAUUCUCGCGUGGGUUCUUAUGAGUCUGCAAGGGGGUAGACGUCUCUACGAAUACGUGGCCGUUAUGAGGUCCUCGUCUUCCAAGAUGUGGAUCAUUCACUGGCUGCUAGGGAUGGCAUUUUACUUCUGCACGAAUAUUUCCAUUUGGCUAGAGGGUUCAGGUAAGUACUAUGACGGAGCCUUGGUUCUCGGUUUUCUAAAGUGUAAUCAUAUAGGCUCGAUUCAAUCCUCAGGUAGGAGGUCCUUGAGUAUUGAAAUGCCAUCACUUAACGUGAUCCUCGGUGUUCUCAUAUUCUUAUCCUCAUGGGUUAUGCAGUAUAGAUGCCAUAGGUAUCUGGCUCGAUUGAAGAAAUAUUCAUUACCAGAGGACGGACUCUUCCGAUACUUAGUGUGCCCGCAUUACACGUGCGAAUGCGUCUUAUAUGCAUCAUUAGCACUAGUAGCAGCACCGAAGGAUCAACUGUACAACAGGACGCUGGUUUGUGCUGUGUUGUUUGUUGCGGUGAACCUUGGUGUUACCGCCAAGGGGACUAAGAAGUGGUAUGGCGAGAAAUUCGGCCGCGAAAAGGUGCAGGGGAAAUGGGCAAUGAUUCCUGGUAUAUUCUGAAGCCAAAUUCAUUCGACGCCUUAUCACUUUUUCUGGAAUAAACCGAGCUUGCCUCCUAACUUGGAUACCUUCAUUACGUCUCGAUAGGUCAAGCUGGUUCGGAUCUUCCGUACGUUACAACCAUUUGCGAAUUCAUCGGGCGAUCGAAGGAGAUCCCAGUUGGUGAUUGUACUUCCAGAAAGUUCAAUAUCCUCUGUAACAUCUGCGAUACCAUGAA